AUGAAGAUGGGACGACGAUGGGCAGGGACGGCGAUGCUAUGGCUGCAUUGGAACAUAGCAGGACUGACUCACUCCGAGUGCUAUGUGCAUCAGGCCAGCUGCUUCGUAUCUUCAGGAGUAGCGACCUGUGCCGGGCGAUCAAAGUUUGUCAGCCUCAAUCCGAAGCUCUCAGGAGGAGGAUCACUAUACCUACAGAAGGUGAAGGGGCUCGGAUGCAGCCAGUCAAGAGCGUCUUGUCGGGGUCUCUUAGUCUUGUCCCUUGCUCUCAGCUCGAACGAGACCGACUCUGUCCUGUUGGCUCCUCAGAACGAGGGCAUACAGCAAGCUAAGAGCCGAUCCCCUGAGUCAUGGCCUAGUGGAGGAAAGAAACCGCUGUUCCGAGCGAGACGUCGGAAGAGCCAACGGCAAGAGAUUCCCAAGUAUGGCAAAGCGAUGAUCGUAUCGCCCUCGCAAGAGGCAACGGGAGUAGUCAUCUGGCUUGAUGGACUCGACUAUGGUGAUGGGCCAGCGAGGUGGUCAAAGCGUCUCAAAAGGCUGGGUCUGGACUGGUGUAGACUUGUCUUGCCGUCGGGCUACGUGGAAGGAGAGGAGAAGAAGAGUUUCUGGAAGCGGGAGCGAAGAGCAUGGUUCGACGAGACCAGUGACGAAGGCCUGUAUUCAACCUUGCAGUACAUUCAAACGUUGGUUUCGGUUGAGAUGAAGAAAGGAAUCCCCUCAGAUCGCAUCAUGAUCGGCGGGUUGGGACAAGGAGCCACGGUCGCCAUGCUGGCCGGCAUGCUGCUGUCUGCGAGGCUAGCUGGGGUCAUUUGUAUUGGAGGGCAAAUACCUGAGACGAUCGCGGGCCUUCCAUCAGCAGAGUCUUUCUCCACUCCAUUCUUCUUCUUCCGCUCCCCCGAUGACUUUCUAGCGCAAGAAGCCUAUGAAACUCUGAGUCACCUGGGAAUGAGAACUGAGGUUUUCCCUCCCGACUUCCAAACGGGCGGCUUCCGAAUGAGCUUGUCGCGGUGGACCCGGCGGUGGAGGCCCUGGGGGUCGAGAUGCCGAGAGGCUGUCGAGGACUUCGUGCUGAGAGCGCUUCCUGAAGAUGUUGAGGCCAUCCCAGAGAUUGACCUGAUGCUGCAAGACGGGAAGGCAAGGGCAGGAUCAGGUUCCAACCAAGGGAUUGGUCUUGCUCGGUUCCAGCGCUUUGUUCCUCUGUGGCAACUGCGCCCAGCAGACAUCAAAGACAUGUCUCUGGUGUGCAUGCAGUACCAUGGGAUACGGUACGAUGAUGUCAGCAAUGAGCGCGAAGCACGGGAAAGGCUGUUUGCAGCUGCAAAACUUGCUGGCAUGAAGAGAAACAAUGCAAGGGCUGAGAAAGAUUUCUCGGUUGGAACUGACGGGUAUGAUGACGGGGAGGCCGAGGGGUAUCAAGACCCCUCUCGGGUAGUUCAGAACAUCGCAGAUCGAGCAUGGUUUAUGGGCAAGGACAUCGCUCAAGGUCUCGGAUCUGCGGUGCAGGACGAGGAGAUCCGUCGCGACAUCUUUCAGAAGGCGUGGAACGCAGGAGCGACAGCCGCAAAGUUUGCCACAGAAGCAGCAACUGAUGAGGAUGCGAGAUCGAGGGCAGCGGAGUCUUUCGUGAGAGCUGGGAAGUCAGCUGCGGACUACGCACGUGCUAGCUUCUCCAACCCCGAGGCGGCAAGGAAGAUCGCUGAGACGGCGUGGGAGGCAGGACGAGCUGCGGCUGAUUACGUGCAGACAACAGGGAGAGAUGACAACGUCUCCUUCCUCUCAGCAGAGGAAUGGUAUGACCGAUACAAUCGCACAGGGUCUGCUGAUGUGUAUGGAGAGUCCGUCGACUACUCCCUCGAGGAGGAGCGACAGCCUCGAGGAGUACAAGAAAACAUCUACUACAAAGACGACCCGCUUGGCACUGACGAUUACCGCACUGCCGUCGACUCCGCCGCGAUGGGCAUCGGAGAUGCAGCGAGGAAAGGCGUAGGAUGGAUCAACAGCAUCUUCCAGGACCCUUCAGACUUGCCGGGUGCUGGUCGAGGCUUCGAUCAGCAGCAAAUCCCUCGGCAGCCUCCGCCCCGUCCUUAUCAACCCCCCCGAACUGUUACCUAUCCUACUCAGAGUUAUUCCACUCCGGACAGCACGCAAUUCAGCUUCCGUCAAGACCCCGUCUCUUCCUCCAUUCGCACGGACAUAGCAGCAUCUGGCAGCCGAUCCUGGCCUCGUCCAGCGCCUGAUCCCUUGCAGGAGCGCAAGUCUGGGGACCAGGCGAUACCAGGAUCUGGGCCCUUGCUCUGCUUCAACUUUAAGAUCUUUGGUAUGAUUGAGCAGCGGAGUUUCGGGGCUGCUAUCGCGUACAAGGCAAGCGAGCUAGGAAUCAGCGGGUCAUGCACCAUGACAGGAGGGGAGGUGGAAGGGAAGGUGGAAGGGAAGUUUGAGCAGGCGGAGAAGUUCAUCCAGUGGCUGUGCUCCGUCGGAGCUCCAGGGAGCGUGAUAGAGGGAGCAAUCAUUGAGAACCAAACUCGGGGAGAACAACGCCAAUUUCAAAGCUUCGAUCUCUCAAACUCUUGA
Guillardia theta CCMP2712 is the source of this 2568-nucleotide messenger RNA. RefSeq lists its product as hypothetical. The record is from RefSeq and is a predicted model, not a curated record. Gene Ontology annotation, biological process: protein depalmitoylation. Gene Ontology annotation, molecular function: palmitoyl-(protein) hydrolase activity; carboxylic ester hydrolase activity. Gene Ontology annotation, cellular component: cytoplasm. The transcript is spliced from 9 exons. Lineage: Eukaryota; Cryptophyceae; Pyrenomonadales; Geminigeraceae. Bases 1 to 2568 code for a protein of 855 amino acids.